GCACUGUGCUACAUAUAUCUAUCCUUUGAAACAAUGAGUCCGUUUAAUUCGGGGUCUCUUUUAAGCCGCACAAGCUCGUACACAAACGUCGAUCUCUAGUACUGAUAACAUGCUCGCAGACGGCAGUGAGCAUAGACAAACAUCCACGAGGAGCCUUUCAGAUGCUAGCACCGACGCCCGUGCGUCCAAGCGUGCUCGCAACGCACCCGGUGGCUCGUCUUUGGACGCGCCUGGGACUCCCCCUGAAGGAUUUACUCCGACAGCCAGGAAAACACACAACAAGAAGCAGCCUCUAUCGUGCGCAGAGUGCCGAAGAUUGAAACUGAAAUGCGAUCGUGUCUUUCCAUGUCAGUCGUGCUCAAAACGAGGCUGCGCUGAAAUAUGUCCAGAUGGUGCUCUCACGUCUGGAAAAGGCAGCAGGUUCAUUCUUGCCAAUACUGAGCAGCUCCAUUCCAAAAUCAUUCAGAUGAGCGAUCGUAUACGACAGCUCGAAGACGCCUUGGAGACCGUGCAAGCCAAAUGUUCAUCUGACCCUCAUCCACUCUUACACCAAGACUCCUUACGUAUAAAAAAUUCACUCGAGCUCUAUAGUUCUCACGCGACCAGUGGACGGCAUGCCCAGACUGAAGGGACAAGCAAAGAAAAUCACGCAAGCAAUUUCCAACUCUCUGUUGCCUCAUCUUCAACACGAGACGCAGACAAAGUUCGUGAUAGCCGAUCGGAGGAGAGGUAUUCUUCAGCGGAAGCUUUAAUUUCAGAUGUACCCGGAUUGUCUCCCGAGAUCGAAAAACUCAGUCAAACAUUUCCUUAUCCUUGGUUGCCCAAUAAUCCUAUGCGACAACGGAUUUAUGAGAUGUUGCCGUCUCGGCAAGAGGCAGAGUACCUUUGCACGCAAGCUCGACUGAACGCUUUAUGGCAGUACAACCUCGAUCCAAGCGAAACUUGGCUCCCGAAUCUAGUUCAUCACGUAUACACCACGCCAGUGUCAAGCCUUUGUUUCCGCCGUCUCUCUCUGCUAUUCAUUAUGAUGGCUAUCGGGCUACUCGUUGAUCUCAACCAACAGAACGAGUCUCCAAGAGCUGAGGUGUUCCAUCGGCUGGCGCGAGCCUCCUUAUGUGAGAUGAAUCUGAUGGACGAACCUAGUUUAGAUCUACUGCAGACUUUGUUCUACAUGAUUUGGUAUCUUCUUAUUUUCUCAGACAAGAGUCAAGCUGUAGCAUAUGCAUGGAGUAUCAUGGGACUUGCCGUGAAGCUUGCUCAAAGCUUAGGCCUACACCGCGAUGGCAAUAGAUGGAAGGUAAUUCCCGAAGAGUCUCAGCGGCGACGAAUGCUUUUCUGGGAACUUCUGAAUUUAGAUGCACGCCUGUCUCUAUCUCUUGGUCGACCACCUUCUCUUUGCUUACAGCAUGUGGACUGUCGGCGACCAUCUUAUGCUGCAGAGGGGAUGUACAUCGUCCCCGGAGCUCAGUCAUACCAUGAGUGGAAGCACGGGUUCUUCCUGCACUGUCUUACACCGGUCCUAGUCACUGCAAUAUCUGCACAACCGCAAACCUAUUCUGGCAUUCUGGAUGUCGACAAAAAAAUCCGAGACUUCCACAUCCCCCCCACACUAAAUAUAUUCAACUCAGAGGGCAUCACGAAUAUCCGACAAUUGACUAUGCAGCAAGUGCUAGUAGCUAGCGGGCGAGAAAUCGUCCUGCUGCAGCUUCAUAGGAAUUUUUUUACUGAGGCACUUAGUGAUUUUGAUACUUUCACGUAUCAACACAAAUAUGCGCCGUCAGUUCUUGCAACAUACCUUAGUGCCUCCCGCCUCGUUGCCACGUUAGGGACCAUGCUACGUCGUGAGCCCCAGCUGAGCAAGCGGUUCAUGUGUUUCUGGUUUAACGCAUUCUCUGGCGCGGUUGCAUUAUCAUUGAUCGUUUCCAGAAUACCCUUCAUCAGUCUAGCACCAUUUGCGCUGAAGGAGUUAGAUACUAUUUACCGCAUUUUUGCGAACGUGGCCGAGGAAUGUUCAAAGGUCGCUCAAGCACUGCCUUUACUCACAAAAAUGGCAGAGAAGUCACGUCGGACCUACAUCCAAUGGCUCAAAACGUCCAGAGAUACCUCAACCAUGGAUAUCGACGAAGCGUCUCAGGAGACACCUGUCAGAUCAGCUGUGUGCAGUACUGCAGGGGAUUGUGCGAACCCUUUUGACGCUGCACACUCGUACUUACAGCAAACGCUACGAGAGAUUGAGAUAACUACUCCUCCAGCCAUCCAGGAACUUCCUGCUUAUACGCCUCAGCAGCCCAAGCCAAUGCCAAGUUCACACAUAGAACAAGUAGAGCAACCUGAAGAGCUGGUCCAUACCCCCGACUUGUCCACGGACAUGCUUUCACUUGCUUUAGGUUUGAAUGAGGAUCUGGUUGCGGCAACUUUGAGACACAGUGCAGACCCUUCGACUCCUGCGGGCCAUACAGCUCAGAGGGUUGGGAACCAUACAUUCAACUUUGAUUUUGGUGCACUAGCUUCAAACGUCGAGAACCAGAACAAUACAUAUAUGUCAUGGUUUUGAUGAUUUGUACUCGAGUAAUUCAAUAACCUGUAGCUAGAUGUCCUGAGAAUAUUACUUUCGAGCUCUCUGAACCC
Molecule: messenger RNA, 2628 nt
Organism: Suillus paluster
Lineage: Eukaryota; Fungi; Basidiomycota; Agaricomycetes; Boletales; Suillaceae
Product: fungal-specific transcription factor domain-containing protein
Exons: 15
Coding region: 110-2554 (814 amino acids)
Biological process (GO): regulation of DNA-templated transcription; DNA-templated transcription
Molecular function (GO): DNA-binding transcription factor activity, RNA polymerase II-specific; DNA binding; zinc ion binding
Source: RefSeq, a predicted model, not a curated record